Molecule: messenger RNA, 1266 nt
Organism: Beauveria bassiana ARSEF 2860
Lineage: Eukaryota; Fungi; Ascomycota; Sordariomycetes; Hypocreales; Cordycipitaceae
Product: respiratory complex assembly protein Rmp1
Exons: 4
Coding region: 1-1266 (421 amino acids)
Source: RefSeq, a predicted model, not a curated record
AUGCAUCUUCCAACAGUUGGCAAAAGUCGCAAGCCAAAAUUUGAGCUUCACCUCAAGAUAUAUGACUUGAACAACGUUCCGCUGGUCAACGGCAACUCGUACAUAAAAUGGCAUCUUUCUCAUUCCAUGCACGCAGAUCACCGUGGGCGCACCAACAAAUGCCCCAUCGCAAAUCACAAAGUCGACUACAACUUUAGCAAAAUUGUGCCCUCCAUUCGCAUCUCCAUUGAUAAGAACAACAUGCUCUCCGAGUGUCCCUUUGAACUCGAGAUUUUGCAAGAAUUUGCUGUCGCCGAAAAAAUCACUCUCGGCCAGAUCAAGCUGAACUUGAGUGAAUUCGUCGAGGAGAGCGAGCCCUACAGCAGAGACGCCCUGUCACCUCCCAAGAUCCGCAAGCAAAGCACUGGCGGAAGCAGCAUCAGCCUUACAAACUCAAAACGACGAGCUAGUUCGGAGAGUCGCCCGGCUCAAGAAGGCAUUAUUCGAAGAUACCUUAUGCAGGACAGCAAAAUCAACAGUACCCUCAAGAUUGGUAUUCUCAUGGUUCAAAUUGACGGCGACCGCAACUUUGUUGCGCCUCCGCUCAAAACUGCUCCUGUAUUCGGCGGAAUCGGCGGUUUCAUGGACCCUAAUCACAUUGAAGAUGAAACUGGGCCUGUUCCUAGUUUUAGCAAAAAUCGCGACAAUGCCGAGGUCCAGGACCUCUAUCGUCGCACAUUAGCAGCAUCAUGGUCGAAACAGCCGGCGCAGCUUCCUGCAGAUGAGUGUAUUGAGGAUAUCUUUGCAGGCGGCAACGGCUGGAAGGCUCCCAAGACGGGAUCCGCCAAGCGUGAUACCUCUUCUUCCAACACAGACCCCGACGACUUGGAUAAUGACGACCCUGGCAACAAAGGUACUCUGCGCCCAUCCGAUUUUCGCCGCCUUGGCAUUAGCAAUCAUCGUCGGCAACUCAGUGCCUCUUCUGACAGGAGCGUUUCCACCGUCACAGGCGGCGUACGUUCUCGCAACUCCCCUAGCCCUCGCAAAUCCCAUACUCCACUCAACAGCCGGCAGUCUUCACACCUGGACGAAGAUCACCACGCUGUUCGCAGCAGUCGUAGCGACAGUAUGGCAAGCCUGGUACCGACACUAGGAAGCAGCUCAGGAACAGAGAACAACGGGCGCGGAGAGACGAGCUACAAGCACCAGCGUGAGGUCGGCGAAGAUGAGCUUCGCGAUAAUUUCGUGGCCUGGCAUCUUCCCGGUCAGGAAGGCCUUGCCGCUUAA